Messenger RNA from Opisthorchis viverrini, 378 nucleotides. RefSeq lists its product as hypothetical. The annotation marks the transcript as partial. Lineage: Eukaryota; Metazoa; Platyhelminthes; Trematoda; Opisthorchiida; Opisthorchiidae. The transcript has a single exon. The record is from RefSeq and is a predicted model, not a curated record.
AUGAGUGAAAAAAUCCGUGAAGAGGCUGAGGCAAACGCUAGGAGGAUUAGCAAAGCAAAGACAUUUGAUGAGUUCAAACAGGUCAUCUUUGGUUCUAACUCAGCUGACGUCAAAACAACUGCCAAAGGAAAAUUUCAGAUGCCUAUCAAAGCAGUUAUUGGCCCUCGAAUUGAGCAUCCCGUUCCAGAACAACCCGAAAUCAUCUCUGCAACAUCUAGUAAACUGCAGUUUCCGAAGGCCAGCGGAGGUGGAGUGAUGGUAAAAAUUUCUCGCUCUACGAGAGACAUCAAGCCUGAGGAUUACGAAACUGAAACUGCCACCGUAGAAAAUACGGGCUUUGAAUACGAAGAACAGGAUCCUGUGGACGAAAUACCCCAA